Molecule: messenger RNA, 800 nt
Organism: Anopheles nili
Lineage: Eukaryota; Metazoa; Arthropoda; Insecta; Diptera; Culicidae
Product: glutathione S-transferase 1-like
Exons: 2
Coding region: 17-688 (223 amino acids)
Biological process (GO): glutathione metabolic process
Molecular function (GO): glutathione transferase activity
Source: RefSeq, a predicted model, not a curated record
CCGCAUAGUGAUCAUCAUGGCACCGAUUGUCCUUUACAGUACGCGUCGUACGCCGGCCGGCAGGGCCGUGGAGUUGACAGCCAAAAUGAUUGGCCUGGAACUGGACGUGCAGUACAUCGAUCUUGCGAAGAAGGAACAACUGACACCCGAGUUUCUGAAGAUGAAUCCGAUGCACACCGUUCCGACCGUCAACGAUAAUGGUGUGCCGUUGUAUGAUAGCCACGCCAUCAUUAUCUAUCUUGUGUCCAAGUACGCUAAGGAUGACAGUCUCUAUCCCAAAACGGAUCUCGUCAAACAGGCCAAUAUCAAUGCGUUGCUGCAUUUUGAGUCCGGUGUGCUGUUUGCGAGAUUGCGUUGGAUCCUGGAGCCGGUGUUCUACUGGGGACAGACUGAGAUACCGCAGGAGAAGAUCGACUCGGUGUUGAAAGCUUACGAGCUGCUGGAGGCCACGCUUACCAAUGCCGGAACGGACUAUCUCGUUGGCAACUCGCUCACGUUGGCUGACAUCUCCGUCAGUACGUCACUAAGUACGCUUAAUGUGCUGUUCCCGGCCGAUGCCACCAAGCACCCGAAGGUUCUGGCCUAUCUGAAGCGGCUAGAGCAAACGAUGCCCAACUACAAGGAGAUCAACACCGAUCGCGCUAAUGAAGCGUUGUUGCUGUACAACCAGAAGCUGGGCAAGGCCUAAAUAAUGAGAUCCUGCUGGUGCUUCAGAUCACAAAUAAACGUUCCACGUCAAUCGCAACUGUGCAUCUUUUAUUCAACGAAAUGUUAAGUGGACUGCUCAGUAUCACAAGUAC